GGUAACAUAGACAGACAGCGUUACAAGACACUCGCAGUCUACGUGAGUCUCCCUCUUGAGUGAGUUUGAUAUACGAUACAUUGCACGCAAGGAAGGAGACCGUUAUUAAUUGUGUUCAACUUUUGGAUAAGUUCACAAGCAUUUUUGAAAGCUGACUAAGAUGCUGGAUCACGGCAAGUUGUGUGUACUGACACUGGCAUGGCUGGCCUGCAUUAGUAGUGAUGUAUGUUCUGGCCAGACCCUCUGCCCUGGUGGGGACGCUACCCUCAGCGCAGAAUACAGUAUAACUGGUGACAAGGGCAGCUAUGAAGGGUUUAUCUGGGUGCGACCAACUGAUAACAGAUAUGUUGUCACAUGCAACCCCAACUGCAGUGCCGUGUCUGGAUACAGUGCCACCAAGAAUGAUACUCACUCUACACUAACUAUAGAAUCUGUGAAUAUGGAUGCGGAUAUUGGUGUAUGGAAGAUCGAGGAUGCUAAUGCCGGUUCGGUUCUGAUUUCUAGCGUGUGUAAUCUGACUUAUAGCGACAACAGCGAUUCGACAACAACGUCGUCAACACCAACAGACAACUCCACAGAGAAUGACAACAGCGAUUCGACAACAACGUCGUCAACACCAACAGACAACUCCACAGAGAAUGACAACAGCGAUUCGACAACAACGUCGUCAACACCAACAGACAACUCCACAGAGAAUGAUGUAUGUUCUGGCCAGACCCUCUGCCCUGGUGGGGACGCUACCCUUAGCGCAGAAUACAGAAUAACUGGAGACAGGGGCAGCUAUGAAGGGUUUAUCUGGGUGCGACCAACUGAUAACAUAUCUGUUGUCACAUGCAACCCCAACUGCAGUAUCGUGUCUGGAUACAGUGCCACCAAGAAUGAUACUCACUCUACACUAACUAUAAAAUCUUUGGAAAAGACGGAUAUUGGUGUAUGGAAGAUCAAGGAUGCUAAUAACGGGUCGACUGAGGCUUCAAGCGUGUGUUGUAUGAAGACAGGCGGAACAUCUUCUCCCAUCACGACUGCCAGGCCCGGAGAAACAGCAACUACUCCAGAGGAUCCUCUACCAUUGUAUCUGAUAAUUGUUAUUAUAGUUAUUGGAGUGGUUCUCCUUAUCGCCCUCAUCAUUAUCAUUAUCAUCAUCUGUGUUAAGCGUAGAAAAAGAAGUCAGAAAUAUGCGGUUGAGGAGGCUCGCAAAGCCUAUGAAAAACGUCCUCCCUCCCCUGGAAUGGUGCAUCCAAAUGGGGGACUGCCACAGUCACCUGAUUAUGAAAAUAAGGAAAGGAAUGGACGUGUUUGGUACGGAAGGGAGGAGUCUGGUGAUCUUGGCACAACGGAGGCAACUUCAGCAAUAGAACUGGAGGAAACAGUUCCCGAUCAUACCGGAGAGUCUGAAGACGUAAACGCAAACACACAAAGGGGUCUUGAGGACAUUGGGUCAGAUGAAACAACGGCAGAUGGAAGUAUGUUCAACGAAAUUGCAGAGCCUACCGAGGAUAAGGCAAAGGAACACAAUUAUACAGGGGAAUCUGAUUCUAGGGGAAAUGUUCUCCCAGAAAAUGAAGUAUCCUUCGAGGGGACAUCUGACAAAGGGAGUGAUAAGAGCCCCGAUGAAGGUGAUAACGAUGUAUCUGAUAAAUCUAUGUUGGAAAGAGUGGACGAGUCCGAAAAACAGAGUGACCAACACAACGAGGAGUCGGUUUUACAAGCGUUUGAUGAGUUUGGGGAUUCCGACGAUGACAAUGAAAGUGGUGGUACUGGCAACGAUGACAAUGAAUGUGGUGGUACUGGCAACGAUGACAAUGAAUGUGGUGGUGCUGGCAACGAUGACAAGGAAUGUGGUGGUACUGGCAACGAUGACAAGGAAUGUGGUGGUACUGGCAACGAUGACAAUGAAUGUGGUGGUACUGGCAACGAUGACAAUGAAAGUGGUGGUACUGGCAACGAUGACAAGGAAUAUGGUGGUACUGGCAACGAUGACAAGGAAUAUGGUGGUACUGGCAACGAUGACAAGGAAUGUGGUGGUACUGGCAACACCGGAAAUAGUGACUUAUCUUUGCAUGAUCCUAAUGGUGUUGGCGAGUCAGUGUGAAUUCCAGGGACUGGAAAACAAGAACAUGUCGAAGGUGAAGAAACUUCAACGCUCCAAGGAGGUGCACUGAGUCAAAACUGGAUAAUUUAAUGUUAUUACGACAGUGUGAUGCUGAGGAUCACUUUCAUGCUGAAAACCAGGACUCACUUCCUAAAACGUCGCGCCACGCCAACUGCAAGCGUGUAUUGAACUAUUGGAACGGCACCACCGUAGAACAGGUGCUACAACUGUAGGCGAUGUAUAAUGGGAUUAAUGCCGCGCACGUGUGUGUGGGUGCGUGUGCGUGUGCGUGUGCGUGUGCGUGCGUGCGUGCGUGCGUGUGUAUGUGUGUGUGAGUGAGUGAGAGAGAGUGUGUAUGUGUGCGUGUGUGCGUGCGUGCAUCACGUGAGUGUGUUCGAGGCUGGUAAAUAUCCCGCAUUAGAAAUAAGCAUCUAACCCAAGAUUACGUUUUGUUAUAGUGUGUCUGUCUGUCUAACGUUACGAAGUGUCCUCGCGAAGUUGUUUCGCAGUUGAUAUCUCCAAAGUUACCAAGACUUGUAAAAUGCCUUGGCUACGUACGCCACAGCUAGACAUUGUUUUUUUAAGUAUAUUAGAUUUAUUUUUUUAUAAUGAUAGGAAUUAGCACAGUAGUUUCUCCAAAUUCCCGAUGUUUAGUUCUGACACGAUCGCCGAACGACAAGUGCGCCGCCAAGUUUGUUCCGCAUAUGAAUAUCUUUUUUUUGCGUUGGCUUUAUCCUGUCGAGACCUACCUAUAUCAUAAAUAUAAAUAUUGUACAUUUGUGUUUUAUAUGACGUAGAAAAUAUGUUGUAAUUAACGUAAUAUAAAAAAUAGUUACUAAUAUUUACAUGUCGUUAUGCUGUUGUAUAUUGCCCAUUGCUAUUAUUAGUUCAUAUUGACUGAUAAAGUGUGAGCCUCGCGUAGAAGGAACUGCGGAAUAGUGAAUCAUUUCUGGUGGACAUUGCAGGAUUUCAAAGAGAUGUAUCUCCGCAAACAUGAGUCAGUUGAGCACAUUGUUUCGCUGUGACAAUAAGCAGGGACAUGUGCCUUUUGGAAAUGGGACAAACUUGAGGACCAUGCAGUGAACAAGUACUUACAGACUGUUGUUUGGACUCAGGAGGGAAAUCUGAGGACCAUGCAGUGAACAAGUACUUGCAGAAUGUUGUUUGGACUCAGGCGGGAAACCUGAGGACCAUGCAGUGAACAAGUACUUGCAGACUGUUUUUUUGGACUCAGGCGGGAAACCUGAGGACCAUGCAGUGAACAAGUACUUGCAAACUGUUUUUUGGACUCAGGCGGGAAACCUGAGGACCAUGCAGUGAACAAGUACUUGCAGACUGUUUUUUGGACUCAGGCGGGAAACCUGAGGACCAUGCAGUGAACAAGUACUUGCAGACUGUUGUUUGGACUCAGGAGGGAAACCUGAGGACCAUGCAGUGAACAAGUACUUGUAAAUUUAUGUUUGGACUCAGGCGGGAAACCUGAGGACCAUGCAGUGAACAAGUACUUACAGACUGUUGUUUGGACUCAGGCGGGAACCCUGAGGACCAUGCUGUGAACAAGUACUUGCAGACUGUUGUUUAGACUCAGGCGGGAAGUGGUGAACCCAGGAUUCCUCCAUAGUCUCACGUCGCCUCCGUGGUCUAGUGGUAGAGCGUCCGCCCGGAGAGCGGAAGAUCCAGGGUUUGAUCCCCGGCCGCGUCA
This is a messenger RNA of Haliotis rufescens (red abalone), 3794 nucleotides long. Its product is annotated as mucin-21-like. The record is from RefSeq and is a predicted model, not a curated record. The coding region runs from base 161 to 2092 and encodes 643 amino acids. NCBI's taxonomy places the organism in Eukaryota, Metazoa, Mollusca, Gastropoda, Lepetellida, Haliotidae. The transcript is spliced from 8 exons.